CAAUUCCAUCCCAGCACACUUCCGUAGGCCAGAUCAAAACUGCCCGGCUCUCCAGCAGCCUCUUCAUCCUCGCAGCAGACGUGAGGACGAAGCACAGUGUGCACCUUUUCUGAACUGCUUGUUCCCCUCUCCUACGGGAACCAUUCACCAUGUUUGCUGGGUAUAUAUUUUUGGUGAUUUUAUUCCAGAUUAAAGAUGAUACAAUCCUUGGAGUAGAGGGUCAAGAAUUCAUUUAUCCAAAAAAACUCCCUCUUGUACAGAAGCGAGAUGUUGGGCUCCCCCAUGACUACAACAUACCGGAACUGUAUGAAGAAGAAUUGUUAUAUGAAAUAAAACUAAAUAGAAAAACCUUCCUCCUUCACCUUCUAAGAUCAAGAGAAUUCCUCGGCUCAAAUUACACUGAAACAUACUACACCUCAAAAGGAGAAGCGUUUGCGAGGCAUGUUCAGAUCGAGGAGCAUUGUUUUUACCAAGGUUCCAUUAUACAUGAACUUGAUUCUGAUGCCAGUAUCAGCACAUGUAAUGGUCUGAGGGGGUUCUUCAGGAUCCAUGACCAAAGAUACCUCAUUGAGCCUGUGAAAUACUCAGAUGAGGGGGAACAUUUGGUGUUCAAGUAUAAUCCAAGAGUGUUAUAUUCCACAAAUUAUUCUUGUGCAGAACUCAAUUUUACCACAAAAAUUAUUCUAAACAACACUGACUUAUCUGAGGAAGUCUAUGAAAAAGAAAGCAGCUACAAAGAAAAGUAUGUUGAACUGUUCAUUGUUGCUGACCAAACAAUGUACCGUAGGAACAGUCAUCCUCAUGAUAAACUAAGACACCGAAUUUGGGGAAUGGUCAAUUUUAUCAACUUGAUUUAUAAAACCUUGAGGAUCCACGUGACAUUGGUUGGCAUUGAAAUAUGGACAAAAGGAGACAGAGUAAAACUAGAUUCAAAUAUAAAAACUACCUUAUCACGUUUUUCAUCCUGGCAAGAAACAACCCUCAAAAAAAGAAAACAUUUUGAUCAUGCUAUUUUACUCAGUGGACAGUGGCUCUACACGAACGCCCAAGGAAAUUCUUACCCAAGGGGUAUGUGCCUGCCUUACUUCUCUGUCAGCAUAGUCAAGGAUCUCUUACCUGACAUGAAUAUAGUUGCAAACAGGAUGGCACAUCAGUUAGGGCAUAACCUUGGGAUGAACCACGAUGCAUUCCCAUGCACCUGUCCAUUGGGAAAAUGUGUGAUGGAUAUGAGUGGAAGCAUUCCUGCAUUUAAAUUUAGUAAAUGCAGCCAACGCCAGUACAAGCAAUACCUGAAGGAUUAUAAACCAAUGUGCAUGCUCAAUGUUCCAUUUCCUGACAAUCCAUAUGGUGCCCCAUAUUGUGGAAACAAGAAGGUGGAUGAGGGAGAAGAGUGUGACUGUGGCCCUGUUAAGGAGUGCAGUGAUCCUUGCUGUGAAGCCCACACAUGCUUAUUGAAGCAAGGAUACACUUGUGCAGAAGGAGAGUGCUGUGAAUCUUGUCAGUUGAAGAAAGCAGGGUCUCUGUGCCGACCAGCAAAAGAUGACUGUGAUUUACCUGAAGUGUGUAGUGGCCACUCCCCUGAGUGUCCUAAGGACCAAUUCCAAGUCAAUGGAUCUCCUUGCAAGAACCAAGAAGGGUACUGCUUCAUGGGGAAAUGUCCUACUCGGGAUGAACAGUGUUCUAAAUUGUUUGAUGAUGGGGCAAAACAGAGUGCUGAUAUAUGCUACAAGAUGAAUAAAAAAGGAAAUAAAUUUGGAUACUGCAAAAGUGAAGCAAACAAAUUAGUCCCUUGUGAAGACAAAGAUAUCAAGUGUGGGAAGAUAUACUGUACAGGGGGACAUCAUUCCAAUAUGAUCGGGGAAUACAGGAUCUACCACCUUACAGAUGCAGAGCAUAAUGACACUGCUGAAUGCAAAAGUAGGUUUUUAUACUACAGUUCUAAAGAUGUCGGACUGGUGUCUUCUGGAACAAAAUGUGGAGAUGCAAUGGUGUGCAACAAUGGUGAAUGUAUAAAUACUGAAGAAGCCUACAAUGCAACCAAGUGCCCAUCUCAUUGCAAUGACAAUUCUGUGAAUGACAGUGAACUGCAGUGUCCCUGUGAGAAAGGACAAGCUCUCCCAGAUGUGGACGAAAACUUAAACCUUACCAGUGUCUCCAUAAUGGCUGUUGUGCUUAUCUUGGUUAUAAUUGGUGUUGGUGUUGUGAUAUUAUUAGUUAAAUACAAAAAAUGUAUUAAAAUGAAGCAAAAUCAGAGCCCAUCUCGAGACACGCUGGGAGUGGAGAACAAAGGGUACUUUGGUGAAGAGCAGCAGGCAAAGAUUGAUCCCAUCUUAUCUGAUAUCCACCCCUUGCAAGAAAGAGCUGAAGAGUCAGUGGAGAACCUUCCAGUCAGCUUUUCAAGUCCCCACUACGUCACCUUGAAACUUGCGAAUAAAGAUCCACGAAGAAUCACAGAUCUCAACCAAAGGGACAAAAUGAGAAUGGAACUGGAUAUCCAAAACGGCUGUACCAGCCUUGUUUGAGGAUUCUCAUGGCAAGAGCUUCACACUUACCCCAGAUUAUUUCCCAUAUAAAAUUCUGGUGGUUUUCCAAAUGUUCUUUAUCUCAACAGAAAAUGUUUAAGAAAAACAACUUCCUUCUGUUGUAUUUACAUAUGGAUUUCACAACCUGAAAUAUAAAAUGUGCUACAGAAAAAGAAAGUAUCUUUAGAUCAAUACAGCAUCUCCUCGCUCUAGUACUUUCCUACACAACAUCAAUGUAGUUAUUUGUAAUGAGUCAACAUGUUCAGGAUAAUGACCUAUAAUCUUGAAUCUAAGAAGCAAAACAUGGCUUAUUAUAGCCUACUCUCUUUGUGGGCAUAAAAGCACUCAGUUUAAUGGGAAUAAGACAUCAUUACCACUAAAUCUGACUUACAUAAAAUUGUCUUCUGUAGAAAUAAAUGCCAAGUAAGGCGGUGCAGGAUGGUAUCAGUUCCAUUGAUUAAAUAAAAGUGAAGGAGGCAGAUAGGUCACCUCACCUGCAGCAU
Ochotona princeps (American pika) is the source of this 3025-nucleotide messenger RNA. It is a transcript of the gene ADAM7, whose product is annotated as ADAM metallopeptidase domain 7. Gene Ontology annotation, cellular component: plasma membrane. Lineage: Eukaryota; Metazoa; Chordata; Mammalia; Lagomorpha; Ochotonidae. The transcript has 23 exons. The record is from RefSeq and is a predicted model, not a curated record. Gene Ontology annotation, molecular function: metalloendopeptidase activity. Gene Ontology annotation, biological process: proteolysis. The coding region runs from base 150 to 2522 and encodes 790 amino acids.